ACAUCAGCGAACCGUUGAGAGGAUCUUUGGGCGUUCCUGUGCGACCACAAGUCCCUCCAAGCAUUCUCAGAAUCCCUUCAUACGUACUGCAAAUCUUCAAACUCCACACGGCUAAUUCAUGGAGGAUAUCGGCGUCAUUCACCUCGAUAGCGGCCGCUUGUUCAAAAUCCGGCUGAGCGAGUUGGAGCGAUGGCUUCCAAAAAUUCACCAUCUGGUCCAUUUCAAUAGAUUUGACGCCCGUGGCCUGGUUAGACAGAUGACCGGUAUUUUCGAUGGCCAGGUAUACCGUACCAUUACAGCUGAAACGAUCAUAACAGUUUUGGACGACUUUAUGACACAGCUAGAAUUGAACCCUCUUUUCGCCCCUCCUAUUGGAAAGACUCUGCAGAGAAGCAUCGAACUUCGUCUUAGGAAGGACUUAAGUGUCGCAAAUACCGCAGGUCUUCGGCGUAGCAGAGAGCACUUUAUGGUUUUUUGCCUCUUAGCGCGACUUAGCCGAUCGCAAGCUCUAGCGGAAUCUAUGGCAAGUUUCCUCUGCUGUUUUGUUUGGGAGGUCGUUCACGGUGAAGAACCCGAGCUGUUCAGAGAGUGGUGCAUGGGCAUCGUUGAAUUGCGAGACUUGAUACCCCACCAGAUCCUCGAGGGGCUGUUGCGCUGCUUCUUUGGAUUCGUCGAUCGAGCAUACGAGCCCAGGCUGCUGCCUGCGUACUACGACCGACACGCAAAGACUAUAAUGAGAUACAUGUUGCAAGCGCAACACCACUCGCUGCUCAACCAUCCACGAAGAAGGGCACCGCUGAUACUCGAAGAUCCAGCUGGAUACUUGCGGGAUCGGCUUUUGUGUGUUGGUCGUCCCCGGCAGCAUUAUCGUUAUCAUCGCCAACUUCAACUCACAUACCCAUGGGCUCAGCCAAACGGACGCUUCGAUGAGGUCGAGAAAAUGCAGUAUCAGCAAGAGGAGAUGAACAUGAGGAUUGACCACAUAGACCGAAAGCUCGAUUACUUGAUCUGAAUUUGGAGCUUCGAAAGAAUUGGGACUUCAUGUCGUCGUCAUUGUGCGCCAAUCGUAUGUAUACUGCUGUGUCUGAUUCCCUGGUUGAGUUAUGCCAGGGUAUCUUUGUUGGUGGCUGGAGCGGUUAGCCAGACUCAACGUGACGUGAGCGUCUGUAGAA
Alternaria alternata is the source of this 1172-nucleotide messenger RNA. RefSeq lists its product as hypothetical. The transcript has a single exon. The record is from RefSeq and is a predicted model, not a curated record. The coding region runs from base 119 to 1012 and encodes 297 amino acids. NCBI's taxonomy places the organism in Eukaryota, Fungi, Ascomycota, Dothideomycetes, Pleosporales, Pleosporaceae.